Molecule: messenger RNA, 4734 nt
Organism: Haliotis rufescens (red abalone)
Lineage: Eukaryota; Metazoa; Mollusca; Gastropoda; Lepetellida; Haliotidae
Exons: 4
Coding region: 278-835 (185 amino acids)
Source: RefSeq, a predicted model, not a curated record
CUUACCUCCCUUUGCAAGGAGGGUCCCUCCACCCGAUAAUGUGUGUCAUGUGUACACCCGGUAAAGAGGUGUAGAUGUCUGUAGCCAUUCCUGACCUCUGACUCCGGCCUAUUGUUGUACACGUGUAACAUAUACGGCGGCACUGAUGUGAAUACAUAUUAUUGUUACAUGCGUGGUUGGAAUAUCGAAAAAGGGGCGUGGCGUAGCGACAACUCACUGCAACCAACAAGGUCGGAAGCCCUACAACAGGUAGCACACCCCUGACUGUGAUACGUAGAUGUCUGAGACCUCUGAGCCAACUCCAGAUGGCAGCACUAGCGCGGAUGAUGGCAGUUCCAGCAACACCACGGCAACAUCGACAACAUCCCCUACACUGAAGUCUUCCAUCAGUACGACGUCAGGUUAUCCACCCGGAACCGGGAUGAAUGCAGGGACCGGCGUGGGCGUGGCUAUAGGAGUUGGGCUGCUGUUAAUUGGAUGUGUGCUUGUCUUAUAUUACCUACAUAGAACAGGGAGGUUGAAAUGGUUCACCGCCAGGGGUCGCCCUCGAAGGUCAUCAACUUCCAGCAGCCGUCGCCCGCUCGAACCAGACGACACGGAAUCGGUGGACGCCAUGCCUCGCGUCACAGACGGUGACAUGUUCGCCAUCGCAGACGACCACGACCACGAUCACGACCGUGAACAAGCGGAAGACGGUUACUUCUACGACGAGGUGUUUGGAAGUUCGGCAUUUGAGGACGAAACCACGAAGGCAUCCAACAAAGAACUGUUCAGCGUGUCAUCUGACGAGGUUCCUGACUUACUGCUGAGGGUGGACCCCAUCAACUUUAAAUAAAGAUUCCAAUAGGAGCCACAUUCAUGGUUAAUGAGAUCCUUGGGGUCGUGCGAUCUUUGUUCAAUAACCACCACGCCCACUCAUUAAGGAGCGGAACUCCACAACAGCAGGAUUGUGAGUGGUUGCCCCUGGGUCCCUGGGUCAAGGAGGGCUACCACGUGCUAAUUAGUUGUCCCAGCACCCGUGAACCAGCCGCUGAAGUAUUUCCUCUGUCUGUUUUAUGUCGGUCAAUCUAGUUGCAAAUAGUCAUACUAAUUAUGAACGGACAUUGUCUCACAUCCCCACAAGGCGCUCAGUGGACGCCAUAUUAUUUCCUGUAAAGACAUGUCAGGAGUAACAGAACAAUGUCGAGGAAGAUCACCAAUUACACCGGGAUCCAUGUUGUUUUCCUUUCUGGGAACCUGACUGUGAUGACUUGCACCUGUGUUGGCCCGGGCAUCUUGUGAUAUAUCUAUGGACGAUGUGCCUGCAUUGUGAGUCGAAGACAUGUCAUGUUAUUAAUGAUUUAACCUUUGUUUGUACAGUAUGCAUAUGCAAUUCAGACUUCGUGAAGUUUAGCAUAAAGACAUGUUUUGGUUUUUUUCUCCAAAAUUAACGAUAAUAAUACAAUGUAAUUGAAUAUGCUACAAACUAUUUCAACUCCAUAAGUUAGAUAUUUAAUUAUGUCUGAGAGAUACCUUCGUAUGCUAGGCUCAUUAGCACGUUAUAUAAUAUUAAAAAAUUGAACAUCGAAUAAAUUCAUGAGCUGAAAUAACUUACCUAGUGGCCAUCAGUAGGUACGUAAAUGUGUAGGAAACGCAGUGCAAUACAUUUUUUUUGUUGUGCAAAACCUGACCAAACUGCCAACUUAAAAACCGACGUAACAUGUGCCCAAUAAGGGCCUGAUUUCAUUUAAUGGAACAAUUCGAAAUAGGUUUUGGUUUAUCGCAGUUGGACUUUAUCAGUAGACUUGAUGCAAAUAUGCCUACAUGGAUUUAGAUUUAUUUGUGUUCUAUAUCGUGUGUCUUCCAUAAUGGUAGGGCAAAAACAGUUUUAUGAAGAUGACUUAUGUAACAUGUCCUUUCCGUAUAAUCAACAUCUUUCAAUACCACAUUUCCUGUGCGAACUAGUUGUGUUAUUGUUUCCAUGACAAUACUCGUAUCACAUUGUCCUGAGGUACCGCCUGCGGGUCUCAGGGUGUUCCCUCUGGGGCUGGCUGAAGACGUCCUGUGUCACGUUUCUAAAGUCUGCCGACUGUUUAUUCCAAAUUUUAUAUGGCAUAUUUUGUUGUAAUUAUUUCAAGAAUAUGUAUAUGCAUGUCAUCAGAUACGGAUCAAAUGUGUUUUUAAGGUGUGACUGUAUUUUCUGAAUGGGAAACAUGAUGCCAACACAACGCGUGAUCUCAGCAAAAUUCAUCUUUGUGUAUAUUUCAUCAUACCCGGAUGUACCAUUCUCCAAUACACUUGUACGCCAGCGACACGAAAAUAAUAUAUAUACAUAUAUAUAUGAAGCGUUUAUGUUGAUAUGAACAUCUUGAUAUGUUGCAAUGGUCUUGUGUGGUAGAUUAUUAGGGAAUGACCUUGAGCGACCUAUCUGUCCCGAGAUGAUUAAUAUUGUUAGAAUGUGAGGUCUAAAGGGGGACUUUAGAUUUUUUUCAUGCUGGUCAGAUUAUCGGUGAUGCUGUGUUCAUGAGAAAAUGAAGAAAAUUGUGGAUUUCCAAAUCACAAUUUGAAACUUUAAUAUAUUGUUAAAACAUUGUCAGAACUUACAACCGUCAGAAUAAUGUCUGAUCUCCAAACGUUUGAGACAACGCGGUAAUAUGACGUUACGUUGCUUCACCCGCGUCUGAUAACAAUCUGAAGAUAGUCGUUAAUGAGCCAAGCAGCCUGAAGACCUCAGUAAGAUGUGAAAGUAUCUGCACUGUUUCCUGUUUUUGACCGUUAGAUAUACCAUGUCAUCCAUAUACAUGUACGCCCAUAUACUCAUGUCUUCUCAUAUACUCCCAACUUACAGUUCUCAUUGUCUUACUGCCUGGUUGAAACAGAGCAUGUACCGUAACACGAACAGUUUACAGUAUGGAAUUGUACUCGCUACGUAAUCUGGACUAGAAACACGAUAACCAUAUGCUGUAUCUGUUAUAACUAGAAAAGGUUCAAUCUAUAAAAUACACAAUCCCUAAAGGCACCUCAUGCCCCUCACAGCGAUAGCCCGUUAGCGGAGCUCUCGAAACUAUCGCUGCCACCAGUCAAAGCUCCCACUGUGAUAGGUGGCCACAACCAUGCUUGGAGUUGAACUCGCUGCUGACUGACCGUUAUGUUUACAAACAAGUGAUGACUGCCGUGACGCCGAAUACUCUUACCCCAGCUUACAUAUUUUCUUUGUUUGUCAAUUUGAAUUUCCGUUUCAUUACAGCUAUCAUGUAAUUAAAUGUAAGAAUGUAACGGGGAAGUUUGGUGAUUUUCCGUUCGUCUGCAAUCUCGAACCAAUCCGAUCAUACAAACAAAAUGUUAAACUCAUCUGGGAUAUAUGUUCAGUCAUUAACAUUUUCAAAAUUCACUAUGAGAGCAUUCCCGAUAGUAUAAACAUUACUACAUUUUAGGUUAGAGGGCAAAUUUCAAGAUUGUUGUAAUGGCCGCGCCAACACUGGUGGCAGCGAUGUUACGAGGGUGUCACGAAGGUGUCACGCGCUGGGGAGGAGCUUGUAGGCAUCAGUGUAAAGGGGCAUAACUCUGAUUCUUAAAUGGAUAAACUGGGGCAUAUCGGCUGAGGCUUCACGUGUCAACCUGUAGUGUUCGGGGACAGCGGAUGACUGUCGCUGUCGCCGUGGAGGAGUUUGUGUCGUCACAGUCUGCUGUUAGCCUGGUCAAGUGUCUCGUUAUCCAUGGUAGCAAUAAUUGCAGAAGAAACCGUUAACUUGUUUGAUGUGAAACAGGUUCAAACCUCUUUUUAUCUUUUUUAGUCAUGCUUUUUUACAAAUAUAUAUUUCCUUACGUUACAUUAUAUUGUACAAACUGUCACAACGAAGGGUAAGUCGGACACAGUGAUGUGGUGUGAUUGUUCAGAUAGUAGAACCAUGUCCAUCUAAUCAUCAGAGGGUUGUACGUGACAUCCUGUGUCUGGAACAUAUGUUAUGAUUAUCUGAUUUAACCAAAGAAUGAGACAGUUGUGUGAUUGUCCUACCAUUGACAAAAAAUGCCUAUUUUCAUAAAUACCUAGUACCAUGGGAGAUAUUUCUUUGUAAGAUUGUAAUAAUCUUUAUAGAGAUGUUUUACUAUGUAGGGGUAAAUGUAUAGAACAUAUUGUUAACGAUUGUUGGGUAGGACGCGGAGUCAGCAAUUCAACGCUGAGAGAGGUACUCAAGGGAAACUGUUCUCAAUGCUGGCAGCACCAAGGGAGACUACUCACAAUGGUGGCAGCACCAAGGGAGACUACUCCCAAUGCUGCAGCACUGGGGUGCCAUCGUACCUUGGUUGGAUCAACGUCCGUAUCAUCAUCCACUUCAACGUCAGCUACGAUUCACAUGAUAGGCCUUGUUCAUGCACGGUGGUAUUGUGGAUACUGUAAUACACCGACCAGACCGCUCCGCCAUGGAUGUCCAAGUGUAACAUGACCAGUGACAUGUGGUAUUGGCAGGGCGGUCUAGAGUGCAUGCAGACUAUGAUGUAGUGUAACAAGUCUUUAUCUGAAUCGUCUAAGUUAACACCGGGUGUUGACUGACUGGUGCUGAGCAUCAUUGUCCCAGGGAAAUGGAGAAUGUAUAAACCGUCAACCGUACAUGUAUUUUUUUACCAGUGUGAGAACACAAAGUGUCAUCAGUUUCAAAAUGUGUGGAUGUUGGUCCAUGUGAGUACUGGCGUACGAGAUCACAUGUAAAAUUAUUUGUACGCAACGAAUGAAAUAUGAAUAAAAUAUUUUAUGUC